Oryza brachyantha (malo sina) is the source of this 1496-nucleotide messenger RNA. Its product is annotated as probable 3-deoxy-D-manno-octulosonic acid transferase, mitochondrial. The transcript is spliced from 12 exons. The record is from RefSeq and is a predicted model, not a curated record. Gene Ontology annotation, cellular component: plasma membrane. Bases 16 to 1395 code for a protein of 459 amino acids. Lineage: Eukaryota; Viridiplantae; Streptophyta; Magnoliopsida; Poales; Poaceae. Gene Ontology annotation, molecular function: transferase activity. Gene Ontology annotation, biological process: lipid A biosynthetic process.
GACGGGCCAGGCUCCAUGCGGACGGCCCGCACGCCGGCGUCGGCGGCGCGCGGAGGCCGGGCGCUGUACGAGCUGUAUAGGACGGCGAGCCGCGCGGCGGCGCCGGCGGCGCUUCUGUGGCGGCGGCUACGAGGACUGGAGCACCCAUCGCGUUGGCCAGAGCGGCUGGGCCGGCCGUCGGCGGCGCGGCCCCGUCCGGGCUCGCCGCUCGUGUGGUUCCACGCCGUAUCCCUCGGCGAGGGGAUGGCCGCGCUUCCCGUCGUACGCCACUGCGCCCGCCUCCACCCUGGUCUCCCCAUCCUCCUCACCACUACUACUCUCUCAUCCUACGAAGUGAUGAAAGACUUGCUACCGGAUGGUGUCAUAUAUCAGUUUGCACCCCUUGACUGUCCUGAUGCAAUUGAAAGUUUCAUGGGAUACUGGAAACCAAAUUUGAUACUACUUAUGGAAAGUGAACUCUGGCCAAACCUCAUUCUGUCUGCAGCAGAGAAAGGGAUUGCAGUGGCUCUUUUAAAUGCGCGCAUAUCAAUGAAGUCUUUCAAUCGUUGGUCCUUGUUUCCAGGGUUGCAGUUAGUCUCUUUGAUGCUCUCCAAACUAUCACUUGUUAUCCCAUUGAGUACUAUUCAAGCUGUUCGUUUUCAAUUACUUCAUACACCACCACAAGUCAUCCAUUUUGCUGGGGACUUAAAAUAUGCUGUUGGUGACAUUGAUGCUGGUGAGAAAGAGAUCACUGAAAUAGAAGACCUUCAGCAACAGUUCUGCAAUAGGCCCAUCUGGAUGGCAGCUUCUAUCCACAAAGGUGAAGAUGAAAUCAUUCUCCGUGUUCAUGAUGAGUUAAUCAAGACAUAUCCUACUCUACUAUUAAUUCUUGUCCCAAGGCAUCCUCAGGACAGCAAGAAUGUUUCUAUAACUCUGCAGAAACAAAAGGUGAAUUUUGCGCUGAGGUCAACAAGAGAAGUGCUGUCUCCAAACACCAGUGUAUAUGUCGUUGAUACAUUAGGUGAGUUACGAAUGCUCUACAGAGUUACUCCAAUAGCAGUUAUUGGGGGUUCCUUUUUGCCUGGUUUAGCUGGUCAUAAUAUUUCGGAGGCGUCUGCAGUUGGUUGCGCUGUUCUGACUGGUCCCCAUGUCGGGCACUUCUAUCAUAUGCUGGUUGAAAUGUGGCAAAUAAAUCCUUUAGCUGUCAAGCAGGUCACAGGAGAAUUUGAACUUUUGGAAGCGCUAAAACAACUCCUUGGUGAUUCUAAAGCUCUUGAAGCAUGUCAAAGAGCUGCAAAAGAUGCAUUUUCAAUUAUGUCAGAUGGAGUUGUGACUCGUGUAUGGAAUUUAGUCCGCACAUUCACUACUGGCUCUCAAAUGGACACAUGGGACACCUGCUUCAGUAGGACAGGUUGACAAUGUAUGAACCCUCUGUUUAGCAAGACAAGGCCUGAAGUUCCUUUUACAAUCAGAUGCACAGAAAAAUCUUGUAUUUCCAUCCGCCCCCCCCCCCCCCC